Molecule: messenger RNA, 1194 nt
Organism: Ambispora gerdemannii
Lineage: Eukaryota; Fungi; Glomeromycota; Glomeromycetes; Archaeosporales; Ambisporaceae
Source: the annotation of a GenBank genome assembly
AUGUCAAAAGAAGACACGGUGUUAAACGUUGCUCGUAAGGCGCGAGAAGCUUCAAAUAAACUUCAACAUGUCACUACUGAAGAAAAAAAUUUGGAAGGCGGCGAUAAAUUCGCUACUAUGCUCCAAGGCAUAUUAGAUAUCGAUAAAUUACCGGAUCCAACAGGACAGAUCACAUAUAGCUCACGACUUGAUCAUGGAUUAGAACUUUAUCGUGUAACUUGUCCCGUGGGCGUCUUGUUGGUAAUAUUUGAGGCAAGACCUGAAGUAAUUGUGAACAUCUCGGCAUUAGCUUUGAAAUCGGGCAAUGCCGUGAUAUUAAAGGGGGGAAGAGAGUCACGUCUCUCAUUGAAUGUGCUCUCAACAGCAAUCCAAAAUGCAUUGGGUGACACAAUGAUCCCAAAAGAUACAGUUCAACUUGUUGAAACGAGGGAAGAAAUAAAAGCGUUAUUGGAUCUUGACAAGUAUAUUGACUUGGUUAUCCCGCGUGGAAGUAACUCGCUAGUGCGUUAUAUACAAGAAAAUACUAGAAUUCCAGUGUUGGGUCAUGCAGAUGGAAUAUGCUCGAUUUAUGUUGACAAAGACGCAGAUCUUGAAAAGGCUAUUCGAGUAGUGGUCGAUUCAAAGGUUAAUUAUCCAGCGGCGUGUAAUGCAGUAGAAACGCUUCUUAUUCAUCAGUCAAUUGUCUCCACUCACCUACAACAUAUCGCUAUAGCCCUUCAAAACUCAAGAGUGAAACUUCACGCUGACAUUAAAUCAUUUUCGCAAUUAAGCAAGACCAUCACUACCACACUUAAUUCUUCAUUAAUUGAACCAGCAGUAGACAAAGAUUUCGACACGGAAUUUCUUGAUCUCGAGAUAGCAAUCAAAGUGAUCGGAGAUCUCGAAGAAGCAAUACAGCAUAUAAAUGAACAUGGGAGUAAACACACAGACGCGAUUGUGACCGAGAAUGAACAAGUAGCCAAAAGAUUUAUGCAAGGUGUGGAUGCUGCAGGUGUAUAUUGGAAUGCAAGUACUCGAUUUGCUGAUGGUUUUCGAUAUGGAUUUGGUGCUGAAGUUGGGACUCAUGCACGUGGACCUGUUGGUCUAGAAGGUUUAAUAAUAUACAAGUAUAAAUUAUACGGAAAUGGACAUAUAGUCGGAGAAUUCGGCGAAGGAGAAGGAAAAAAGAAAUAUUUGCACGAAUCAAUUAGUUAA